UGGACGUGGACUGAGAGGCGACCACAAGAAACACACGUGUGGGAGGAAAGGUUGACGUUGGAGUUUUUACUAUCUUGUGCAUCGCAUAGAGAGAGAGAGAGACAGCUGUGGCAUCAUUUGCAGCAGACCAAUAAAGAAAGCCGUGUUGGUGCUCGUGGGAUUCAUUCAACCUUUUUUUUUUUUUUUUUUUUUUUGCUUUUUUUAAUUUAAUCAUCAGGAAAUCCACAGCGCGCAUCUGAUCCACUGGUGCGUAAAGACCCGUGCGUAAAACUGAACAUCAUGUCAGAGAGAAUCUAUUUCUACUUGAAACCUUAAAGCUUCAUUACUGAGGGAGUGAUUGACACGGAGGGUUUUUGAUGGAGGUGGUUAUGGUGACACUUUCUCCGGACUUUCAGUUUUGGAUUGGCACCACAGCGCCUUUAAAUCUUCUUCUGGACUUUUUUAUAAUGUUUCAGUAAGAGAGAGGAGCGGAUCCUGUUUCUGCAUGGGACAGUUUUUGGAUCUCUUAAUUGUCACCUUCUAUGUGUCACAAGAGGGGGAUUAAAAGUGAGCUGAAAUCCCCAUCAUCAGGAGGAACUUUAUUUCCCAGAGCUUCCAGCAGCGAAUCAGUGGAGUAUUCAUGAAGCAAUAUUUGAACUAUUACAAGAUGAGGCUGAGAACAUCGAGGUUAGGUUAUCUGUAAGUAAAGAGGUGUCUAACAUGAUACAGAUGUCAUUGAAUUUGAGCAACAGGAUAGAUCUUAUAAUAUUGUUUUUCUUUUCUUUCCCCCUCCUCAGGUUACUUCAGUUCACGGCGCUUUGCUUUUACGCACAGAACACUGUGCAGUCCCCUCCUAAUUUCAAGCACCAUGUCACCGAGCAGAGCCGGCUGUCGGACCGGAUGAGCCGCAGGUUGACACGAACCUACCAGCUGUACAGCCGCACCAGCGGCAAACACGUGCAGGUCCUCGGCAACAAGAGGGUCAACGCCAACGGAGACGACGGAGCGGUGCACGCCAAACUGGAAGUGGAGACGGACUCUUUUGGAAGUCGCGUUCGCAUUAAAGGGGUGAAGACAGGAUACUACAUAUGUAUGAACAAGAGGGGGAAGCUGGUCGGCAAGCGGAAAGGACGAGGCAAAGACUGCAUCUUCACCGAGAUUGUUCUGGAAAACAACUACACGGCGCUGCAGAACGCCAAGUACGAGGGCUGGUACAUGGCCUUCACGCGCAAGGGCCGUCCGAGGAAGGCCUCCAAGACCAAGCAGCACCAGAGGGAGGCCCACUUCAUGAAGCGCCUACCCAGGGGGCACUUGCUGAGUGAGAGGAGGCCGUUCGAUGUCCUCCCUCUCCGUGUCCCCGCGCACCCUUUGAAUAAGCGGACUAAACAUUCCCAUCACAAGCGCUCGGGGGGCCGCUGAGCACUGAAACCGCUGAGGGAGAACUGUGGACGAACCAGCACAGAAGAACCACUACAAAGGGAAACAAAUGCUCCCAGAGAAAUUAACUUUUACAGUCAAAGUGCCCAGGCACUUUUUGCCUCAUUUUGUGGACUUUGUGUAAUUCUUUGUACUGGAUUGUAUGUAACCAUUGACUAUCUAAUCUGCUAGUUAUUUCCAAUUCAGACAGACUUUAGGACAGAUUUUUACUUAUUAAAUUGGGGGGCAUUUAAGGUACCGAAGAGCUCAACAACGUUGUCAUGAAUGUCUGGUUAGAAGUUAGCCAGCUCAGCAACAAAGAAUGUUUAAAAGAGUACAAUGAAGCUAGACACGGCAGCUAUCUGUGGAUUUUCUUGUGGUUACAGCAUCUGAGUCUCAGUUGACAUGCCAUCCUGCCUUUAGGAGGCCAUUCUGGAGAUUUUUUAACCUUUUUUUUCUACAUAUAUGAAUAUAUUUUUACUGUAAAAAUGUAAAUGACGUCAAAUGAUGGAAAUAUUUAUUGUAGAGUGUAUAUUAAAACCACUAAAGAAUCAGU
Molecule: messenger RNA, 1951 nt
Organism: Sebastes umbrosus (honeycomb rockfish)
Lineage: Eukaryota; Metazoa; Chordata; Actinopteri; Perciformes; Sebastidae
Gene: fgf8b
Product: fibroblast growth factor 8 b
Exons: 4
Coding region: 700-1398 (232 amino acids)
Biological process (GO): neuron differentiation; positive regulation of cell population proliferation; regulation of cell migration
Cellular component (GO): cytoplasm
Molecular function (GO): type 2 fibroblast growth factor receptor binding; growth factor activity; type 1 fibroblast growth factor receptor binding
Source: RefSeq, a predicted model, not a curated record